Messenger RNA from Paramecium primaurelia, 3120 nucleotides. NCBI's taxonomy places the organism in Eukaryota, Ciliophora, Oligohymenophorea, Peniculida, Parameciidae. The record is from the annotation of a GenBank genome assembly.
AUGUUUAAUAACAAUCAAUAGCCAUUUCAAGGAUAAUAAUAAACUCCAACUAGUUCCAAAAAUAGUGAAAUAUAACCCAAACAAUUUCCAUUCAGCUAAUAAAAUUAGAUAUAAUAAGGAUAAAGUCUUAAUUCUAAUCAAUAAACUGCUUUACAAUAAGGCUAAUAAAUAACUGGUAAUUCUAAAAGUUUAAUAACCCCAACUUCAUAAAAUUCUUAAUUCUAAGUAUAAGUAAACUUAUAAUUUAUAAACUUAGCCACCUCAAUAGAUAUAUCCCAAUCCUCAAAUUUAGUAGGUAGUUCAAGCUCCUUCAAAUCUAAAUAAUUAAUCAAAUAUGAGCGAUCAACAAAUCAAAUAGCCUUUAUAAAUAAAGUCAUUGGUGGUUCCACCUAUGCAAUUUCCAAAUUUAUAAACAAACAUUAGUAUAAUUCUAUUAAAAUAUUAUUUAGAUUAAAUACCAAGAUUAGAUUUCAUUUAAGGUUAAGGCAACCAAAAUAUUGAAUAAAGUAAUCAAAAUAAUAGUAUAUUAUUCUAGUUCAAAAAAAGUAACAAUUAAAUGAGUUGGAGAAGAAAUUUCAAAACCUCUCCUCUUAAAAAGAUCAAUUUGAUUAAAAAAUUAAUUCAUUGAAUUAAUAGAAAAAAAAGUGUUAAGUUUAUAUAUAAAAGCUAAGAGAUAAAAUAGAAGAGGAGGAAAAAAAAAGGAAUAACCUCAGUUUAUAAUUAGAAAAUGAAUAAAAGAAAUUAGAUUCUGAACUUUAAGAAUUAUAAAAUGAAUUUGAUAAGAUAUAAGUGGAGAGAAAUGAAUUAUAAACUUAAUUGGGUAUGGAAGAUUAAAAGAUUAAUUAAUUAAUUUAAGAAUUUAGAGAUUCAAAAAGAAACACAAACAUUGAUUAAAAUAAAUAGUUAUAGUCAAAAAUUGAAUAAUUAGAAUCUGAAAAUAGAAAAUUGAAAGAAGAAUUAGAAGUACAAUAAGAAAACUAAUUAAAUAAUUAAACUAAAGAUAAUGAAAUCUAGAAAAUAUCUGAAAUUAUUGAAAGAAAAAAGAAAUAUUUAUAACAAAUCUAGACUGAAAUACAAUCUGUUAAUGAUGAUAUAGAAUAACAUGAAUCUCAUAUAUAAUAGAGGGAUUAAAAUAUCAACCAGAUGAGUUUUGAUUUAAAAUAAGAAGAGAAAAAACUCAAGAAUUUGGUUUAAUAAGUUGAUUCAAUGAAAGAAGAAAUCAAACUCAAUGAUGAUAGAAUUCGUUUAAAGACUGAAUAAAUUUAAUAAUUAGAAUAGAAAACCUUAUCUGCCCUCAGAAAUUCUGCUCUUGUAUAGUAAAUAAGUAACCUAAAAAAAGAUGUUGAACAUUAAGGUUUGAUUUAUGAUCAAGAAAUAAAGAGAAAAUAAGGAGAUCUCACAAAUUCAAAAAUAAUGAUGGGAAAUAAUAAAAAAGAAUAAAAAUAAUUUGAAGAAUCUCAAAGAUUACUUAGAAUAAGAUAAGGAAAAGAAUUACAAAUGAAAUUUAAAGAUAGUUUUGGUUAGCUUGAAGUUUGCUUCUUGAUUGAUUCAACAGCGUAAUUAAAUAAAAUUAAUUAUUAGAUCAAUGGAACCUUAUAAGUUCUAAGCAUAACAAUGUGUUAAAGGUAGUGUGAAAGCAAUAAAAGAUUUAACAUAGAGAGACGCUAAUUGGUCUACUGUAUGUUAUGUUGAUACAGAUAUAUUAUAAAGGUUGGGAGGGAUGUAUAAAUAGUUUGGAUUUACCAGAGAUUCAGAUGAAUUGGAGAAUUUUAUUCAAUCAGUCUAAUGUAUUGCUAAUAGAGAUUUGCCAGAAGAUGUAGAAGGUGGUAUGAAAUAAAUGCUGAAUAAUAUACCUUGGUAAACUAAGUUUAAGUUAGUAAUAUUAAUAUGUGAUUGCCCAUGUCAUGGAACUAAAUACCAUAAUUAUGGUAGAAAUGGUGAUUACUAACCAGACUCUGACAUAACUCCAACAAUUGAAAAUAUGAUUUAAUAAGAAAUAUUCUUUAUUGGAAUUAUAUUUACUAAUGAAACAGUCAAGAUGUAUGAAGAAAUCAGGAAAAUAUAUUAGAGAAACAACAAAGAAGAAUAUUUUAUAUUAUCAGAUUUAAGAUAAGUUCCUAGAGACUAAUAAUUUCAAAAAUUAACUGAAGUGUUAUCAUUUGCAUCAUAAUAAGCAACAUAAACAAAUGUUAGAACUACAAGAACUAAUAACUAAACUAAUGUUAUUAAAUAAACAAAAAAUUAAAAAGACAAUUCUGAAGAUUAUAGUUCAGUUGAAGCACUUUGCAAAGUCAAUCUUUAAUAAGGUUUAAAUGCUGAUAAUGCUAUAAGAGAAACCUAUAAAGUGUUUAGACUUUAAAUGAAAGAAGAAUCUUUUUAAGCAAAAAUGAAGAUGAUUCAAAAUAUAGGAAUAGAUGAUUUUUAAUUAAUUGAAGAAAAUGAUUGGGAUUGUUUAAGAUCAAAAGAUGCAUUUGCAAAAGGAGCUAUGAAAGCUGCCUUUUUAAUGACUAAAUCUAAAUUUAUGAAUUCAAAAAAUGAAUUCUAUGUUUGUAAAACUCCUUUAAAUAUGCAACCCUAUCCAAAUAGGGAGAGUGCUUUAAAAGAAUGUGUAUUACAUUUAGUGAGUCAGAAAUGGUUGAAAAAAUUUUAUAAAGAAUUAGAUGGUGUAACAGAAUAAAUAAGAAAAUAGAUUCCAUAACUCAGUUAUUCAGAUAUUUUAUUGCUUUAAGAUGCAAAUAGUAAAUUUAUUUAUUAUAAUAGAUAAAUAUUGGUUGGCUGAAAGAUUUUUUGAGGGAACUUUUGUUAAAUAUAAUAAUAAUUGGGGUUUUGUGAAUAGAUCAACAGAUGAUGUAAAUAAAAUAGCUUAAUGCUUUUCUUAUUAUACAUAUUUCAAGAGUGAUUAUCAAUAUAUGAUAUGUGAUAUAUAAGGUGUUAAUGCAUGCUUGACAGAUCCUGCAGUAUGUACAAAAAACAGUAUGAAUAUUAAUUUUAUUAUUUAAAGACUAUAAAAUUGAUCCUACUGAUACAGGUGAAGAAGGAAUAGGAAGAAAUAUUGUAUCUUUUGGUGCAGUUAAGAAUAUGUGUACAAAUAUUUUAAAUGCAUUAAAAAUAGAAUUAUGA